Trichosurus vulpecula (common brushtail) is the source of this 4384-nucleotide messenger RNA. RefSeq names its product ALS2 C-terminal like (gene ALS2CL). Lineage: Eukaryota; Metazoa; Chordata; Mammalia; Diprotodontia; Phalangeridae. The record is from RefSeq and is a predicted model, not a curated record. The transcript has 26 exons. The coding region runs from base 118 to 3006 and encodes 962 amino acids.
CCAAGUGUCCCCAGCCCUGUCCUAGGAGGCUGGAGGGUUGGGGCGCGUUCCCUACGCAAUCUCAGCGCACAGGUGGGCCCUGAUGAGGCCUGGGGCCUUAGACCCAGCCACACUCCAAUGGACACCAUGUGUACUUCGGAAGAGACAUCACUGCUACAAGUGGAAGAAACUUUCUUGGCCUUGCUUGGCCGCAUUAAUACCCUUGUCUUCCAACCUCUGCUCCUGGCAGAGCCCUCCAACGCCAAGGACCAGGAGUGCGUGAGACUGCUGCUGCAGCUCAGUGAUCAAUACCAACACCUGUGGGACCUGACCCAGGCCAGCCUCCGAACACUGAGGCAGAGGCUUAACUCCCCAGCCACCGUCGGCCUACACACCCUACACCUCCUUCGCAGCCCAGACCUGUUCCUGGAGGCCUAUCGACAGUAUUUUGUGACAUAUACUAGCUGUAUGGUGGUGCAGACCUUUCAGAAGGCUACCAGGAAGAAGAGUGAGUUUUGGAGGAGCCAGAGGAAAGCACUGAAGCAGUUCCUGACCAGUGUGACCUUGGAGACUUCAGGGGCAGCUGGUCUGCCUCACAUCCUCUGCCAGCCUCUUGCCGAUCAUGUGCAGCAGUAUGUCCUUAUCUUGCUGAGACUUGGAGAUGCUGUUGGUGAGCAUCACUCUGCCAGGGAGCUGGCCAUCCAGGCUGCUGACUGCUUCGUGACUCUUCAGUCCUUCAUCAGACAGGCUCUGGAUGAGGCCUCGGCCACCCAGGCUCUGUGGGAGAUGCUGGGCAACCGGCUGGUGGAUGCCCUCUGCACUGCAGAUCGACGACUGCUUCAAGACAGCCAGGAAGUGCCCAUCAUGGCCAGCCCAGUCCGAGCUGACCGUGUCCUCCUUUUCAAUGAUGCUCUUGUUCUGUUGCAGGGUCACAGCUUCCAGACCUUUGACCUGAAGCUGGUCUGGGUGGAUGCCAGGCUUGACAAGAAGCAGAUCUCAAGCAGGUAUGGGUUCCACGUCAUCACACCUGAAGAAGAGUUCUCUCUCUCUGCGAAGGAUGCCCAGGGCCAGGCUUGCUGGCUGUCCAAGGUGAGUCAGGCCAUCUGCCAGGCACUGAGUGGGAAGAGGGACAUCCCCGUGCUGAAGCAGGACCAGAAUCAGGAGAGGGUGGAGCCCCCUGCCUCCCGCUGCUGCCUCUACACUUUUCGAACUGAGGACCGGCUCCGACUUGCCACCUAUGAUGGCAGUUGGUCCUGGGGGAAGCCUCAUGGAAAGGGGACCUUGAAGUGGCCAGAUGGAAGAAAUCAUGUUGGUGAUUUCCGCCAGGGCUUGGAGCAUGGGUUUGGGAUCCGCCUGGUCCCUCAUGGGGCUGAAGAUAAGUAUGACUGUUACAAAUGCCACUGGCGGGAGGGCCAGAUGCAGGGCUAUGGCAUCUGUGAGUAUGCCAAUGAGUCUGUGUACAAAGGCUACUUCCGAGACAACAUGCGGCAGGGGUUUGGAAUCCUGGAGAGCUCCCCUCAGGCUCCACAGCCCUUCAAGUUCAUAGGCCACUGGGACAGGGACAAGAAGAACGGAUAUGGGGUCUGGGAGGACAAAGAUAGGGGGGAGCGUUACAUUGGAAUGUGGCAGGCUGACCACCGGCACGGGCAGGGCAUUGUGGUCACCCAGUCUGGCAUCUGUUACCAGAGGACUUUCCAUGCAGAUAAGAUGGUGGGCCCCGGGAUACUCCUGUUGGAAGAUGACUCCCUCUAUGAAGGCAGCUUCACGAGAGACCUGGCCUACAUAGGGAAGGGCAAAAUCACUUUCCCCAAUGGCUACUUCCUGAAGGCUUCUUUCAGUACUGGGGUGGGUAAGGGCUUUCAUACCCAGGGUGUCCUGGAGACAACUGCUCACCCUUUGGAUCCCAUGCAUACCUGUAAACGCCAGCUAGGGCUUGAAGACUUUCCUGUGGAGAGCCGAUGGCAAGGAAUCUACCAGCAGUUCCGGGAGUUCGUUCACUCCAACUGUCCAGAGGAUGCUCAAGAGGCUUUCUUGGGCUUUCAUGUCCAGACAGCCAAGGAGCUCCGGAAAUCCCAGGAGUAUCUCUUCUGUGACAGAAGUAACCCGGAUGAAGUCUCAGCAAAGAUCAAGGACAUACUUGCAGAACUGCCAACACACCAGGAACCAGAGUCACUCCAACUCUACCUACAGAAAGCCCUGAAAUCUUCUGUGCACCCUCUGGGGAAGCUGCUGAGGCUGCUGACACUGGCCUUCCAGGCCACCUACUCUGGCAUCGGGGCCAACAAACACCUGCUGGUCCUGGCACAGGAGGAGGUGAAACAUCACGCCAAGGAGAUCUGGGCUUUCUAUCAGGGGCUGUUGGGAGUAGCCUUGGAGAAACAGGGCCAGAUUCAGGAGGAGAGUGAAGACACCAAUAAGAGUCACCCUGAGGCCUACAGGCUGGUUCUGCCAAUCAUCCUGCCCUGCUUCUAUCCAGAGCUCUUCAUGCUGUAUAUGUUGUACCAUGAGAAAGAAGACAGCCUCUACAGCCAGGGGAUAGCAGACCUGAGCCUGUUCCCAGACACCAAGCUGCUGGAAUGCCUGGAUGUGCAAAAGCACCUGUGGCCUCUCAAGGACCUUACACUGACAACCAAUCAGAGACACUCCCUAGUUAGGGACAAGUGCUUCCUCUCUGCCACUGAGUGCCUGCAGAAGAUCAUCACCACAGUGGAUCCCCGGGAGAAGCUGGAGAUGCUUGAGAAGACCUAUGUGGAGAUUGAGGACACGGUUUCCCGGGUCCUGGAGAGGGAAUAUAAGCUUCCUAUGGAUGACCUGCUGCCCUUACUCAUCUACGUUGUGUCCCGUGCCCAGAUCCAGCACCUGGGAGCAGAAAUCCAUCUGAUCCGGGAUAUGAUGGACCCCAUCCACAGCGGAGGACUGUAUGAUUUCCUGCUGACAGCCCUGGAGUCCUGUUAUGAGCACAUACAGAAGGAGGACAUGAGGCUGCACCGCUUGGCUGGAGUCCAUAAUCAGAAGGCUCUUUGGUAGCUCAACCCUGCCAAGGGAUCUCUGGCCUGGGCCUGGGUCAGGGUCAGGCUGAAGGCCAAGGAAGGAGAAGCUGGUAUUUUUGUCUACACAGGGGAGCGGAGAGCUGAUGACGUUUAUUAGUCACCUAUAAUGUGUAGAGCAUCACUGUGGCUCCAAGAAGCACGUUUUGGUCUGUUCCUCCCAUCCUCAGAGAGGGGGUUCUGCACAGUCUGGACCACCUAAGGCAAAUGCUUUGGGUUCCGCCUCAGGGUGCUGCUCCUCGGGAAAUGGAUCACUCCUUUCUGGCCAUCUCACCCUCUCUUUGCGGCUUCCUCUUGCUGGACCACCCGCAGGCUCUAGGGUCUUCUACUGGGCUAGGCUUCCCUGAUCCUUGCCUUGGGAAAGAUAUUAUCAAUUUAAGGGAGAAAUAAUAUUGCACUUUAGAUGUUUUUUAAAUUUUUUAAAAAGGAAAUUGAACACUUGCUACGUACAAAGCUACUGUGAGAUGCCACGGAGAAUACUGAAAUGUUUGUGCCGCGGUAUCUCCCUUCAAGGACCUUACAGGUGGAGACAGCCCUAGAGGACUGGAUUCUCUGUGCUCAGAGCCAGGACUGAGCGAUGCAGGCAACAGUAACUGUCCUCAUGUGUCCCCUGUGCCCUUGCCCCUCCAGCCUUCUGCUUCUUGCCAAGGGAGGGCAGGACUGAAAGCAGGGGCCUCUCACUGUGCUGCACAUGACCCUGGCCCUCAGGUAGACCCAGCUGUAAUAAGAGGGUGAACAUGAGUGACGGAAGGUCUGCGAGCUGGCCCUAAAGUACCAGGUUACAGAGUACAGAGUGCACAAACCAGGCUUUGGGAAUAAUCCUAAGAAUGCUCCCCUCCACCCCCACUCCAUUUCCAAGCUGCCAACUGGGUAUUUAAUGCCAGUACAAUCAGCUCCAUUUUACAGAUGAGGAGACAGAGGCUUUGAGAGGCUGCCAUGGAGAGAAUCAGAGUGGGGACUUGAACUCAGGUCUCUGCUUCCCAUGUGUGGCCCACUCUCAUCAUCUUUGCUCCACAUGAACAAAGAUCUCUUUGAGCCAAGGGGCAGUUUUUCCUGGAGUGAAGUGCAGCUGUUUGGUAACACAGGGAGAUGGCCAAGUGAGGAGCAGAGCUGAUGGAGUCACGUGGGGUGAUUCCAGAAGAGAGGGGGGGUCAGAGGGUGAGCUGAUGAGCAGGGGAGGGAGCUGCUGCUUACUGCUUAGCUUCAUGGAUCACCAGUGUUGGCUUUGGUGCUGGCAUGGGAUGGCUUUGUGGGAGCCCAGGAAGAGGGGGUGUUUCAGGGGCCCCUGGGUUGGAGAGAUGCUGGCCUGGCUCUGCAGGGUCACACCAAGAACAGAGGUCAAUAAACAUCUAUUGGAG